AUGAUCGUUCGUGUUCGUUCAAAAGAUGGCAACUUCCGCUUCGAGCUGCAGCCCACCGAUGACGCAUCACAGCUCAUUGCAAAGGUGCUGGAGACCAUGCCGAAUGCAGAUUCGGACUCUCUCAAUUUUUCAAACCAGCCAAGAGGCGGAGAAUUCGCAGCUAGCACGCUCAAAGGUAGCACACUCGCCGAGCUUGGCAUCGCUCACGGUCACCUUCUCUUUGCCUCCUACAAAGAGCGCCCCUCCACUGCGGCUGAUAGCAACAGCUCUGAUACAGCUCCUCCUCCUUCUACAUCGACGCUAGAAUCAUCCUCAUCCGCAACUGCCUCCUCAUCGCAACAUCAACCCUCGCCAUUACCGGCCCGUCCAAAGAAGCCCUGGGAGGCCGUCGAGGAGCACACCGUAGACACAUACUGGCAGGCGCAGCAAGGCAAGAUCACCCGCAAAAAGGAUUCGCAAUUCUGUCGCCAUGGUCCCAAGGGCAUGUGUGACUACUGUAUGCCUCUCGAACCAUACGAUUCCAAGUACCAAACUGAAAACAACAUCAAGCAUCUCUCCUUCCACGCUUACUUGCGCAAGCAAGACAUUGCCACCAACAAGCCCAGCCAAUCCUUCAUUCCGCCACUCGAAGAGGUCGACUAUAGCGUCAAGAAACCGUGUCCUUCCGCAAGCCACCUCAGCUGGCCUGCAGGUAUCUGCACCAAGUGCCAACCUUCUGCCAUCACCCUUCAGCGCCAACCGUACCGUAUGGUGGAUCACGUCGAGUUCGCGCAUCCCGACCUCAUCGAAAACAUCCUCUCUUUCUGGAGAAGUACCGCAACGCAGCGAUUUGGUUUUCUUCUUGGACGCUAUGAAGCCUAUCACGACGUGCCUAUGGGUAUCAAAGCCGUUGUUGAAGCUAUUCACGAACCUCCACAAGAAGGUGAGCUCGACGGACUCACUCUCGGUGUGCCAUGGGAAGAGCAACCGCGCGUCGAGAAGCUCGCCAAGCUUUGCGGGCUUGAAUUUGUCGGCAUGAUCUAUUCGGACCUGAGCCCUGCCGACCCCACCCACCAGGACCCUUCGUUGGCCGGCAAGGUCGUCUGCAAACGGCACAAGGACAGCUUCUUCCUCUCUGGUAUCGAGACAAUCUUUGCCGCUCAGCUUCAGCUCGGUAAUCCCAACCCGUCUCGCUUCAGCUCUACCGGUCGUUUCAACUCCAAGUUCGUGACGUGCAUCCUUAGCGGUACAGAGGAGGGCGCGAUCGACGUGUCAGCGUAUCAGAUCAGCGAGCAAGGCAUGGGCAUGGUUCAGGCAGAUAUGAUCGAGGCCAGCGUCAAUCCCAAUAUCAUCCGUGUCAAACCUAGCGAAGGAGAGCGUUAUGUCCCCGAGGUCUUUUAUCGCUAUACAAACGAGUACAAGAUCGACGUCAAAGAGAGCGCUAAACCCACCUUUCCAGUGGAGUAUCUCAUCGUCAACGCUACCCACGGAUUCCCCAACGCACCCAACCCGACGUUCCUCAGCUCCAAGUUCCCCAUCGAGAAUCGACCCGGUCUUCACGAUCAGGAUCUCACUGUCGCCUUGACCAACAUCGGCAAGAUUGUCGGCCAAAAAGAGCUGUUCCCCAUCGGCGAUGGCAUCGAGAGCACCAAGGGCAAGUCGCGAGCCGACGACGAUCAGGUACGCGACAAGCUUGUUGGUGUGCUCAGUGACUGGCAUCUGCUCGCCUUCCUCGACACGAGCGGCUUCCUUGACCAGGACGACAUGGCUGCUCUCUGUCGUCUUGCCACCACCCAUGACUCGGGGGCCUCGCUCGAUGCGCUCCUCCUUCGACCUGGCUGGCAGACGCUCAUGGCUCUCGCCCGUGAACAUGCGCCGCACUCAGCAAGCGGGACCAAAGCGAGUGACCCACCCAAGGAUCAAUUCAUAUACGACGGUGGGGUGGAUUCAGAUGACGACGUUGGAUUCGAUGAUGCCAAUGAGGACUUUUAUGACGAUGGCCAGGAUGAUGAUGACGACGACGACGAAGUGCAGAUUUCGCACGUCCGUCGUGCCUCUGCAAGGAACGACUUUAGUGAUACCGAUGCCGCCACAGCUGCAGCAAUUGCAGCUGCAUCAGCCGACGAUGCGCCCGCCGGCGUCAAGGUCUGCUCCCACUGCACUUAUCACAACGAGCCGAGUGCAUCAGACUGUGAGAUCUGCGGUCUGCCCCUGUAA
Mycosarcoma maydis (corn smut) is the source of this 2196-nucleotide messenger RNA. Its product is annotated as putative nuclear protein localization factor and ER translocation component. Gene Ontology annotation, cellular component: nucleus. The transcript has a single exon. Gene Ontology annotation, molecular function: ubiquitin binding; ubiquitin protein ligase binding. The record is from RefSeq and is a predicted model, not a curated record. Bases 1 to 2196 code for a protein of 731 amino acids. Lineage: Eukaryota; Fungi; Basidiomycota; Ustilaginomycetes; Ustilaginales. Gene Ontology annotation, biological process: ubiquitin-dependent protein catabolic process.